AUGCAAACUCCUGAUCACUGGUGUCACGUCCCUGGCAGAGAGUUCACCAACUUAACUCUUGAUGAGUGGAAGAGCGCCACUAUCCCCAAACUGGAAAAUCCGGAGCGUAACCUUUUCAAUGCACACACGGACAGAACAACACACGUGGGCAUAAAGGGAGCAGCAGAUGCGUACCAAACAAACUAUACUGCGCCAAAAUACGACCCAAGUCGCGUCGACAAACCGGAGCGCUGCUCCCGGAGCUGGGGUCUGUUCGCUGGACUGCCGCAACUCUCUGUCCCCCGGAAAGCGAUGCUGACUGCCGCCUUGCUCAACGCUCCCUUCUCGGCCGUGCACAACAACUCUUCUCUUGUGGCCUCAGAGGAAGGAGGGACAUUCAGCAAGUGCCUGAUGUACAACGGAAGCGCCCUGGACGGUGCUUCCGAGGUGCCCUGCCAGCACGGCUGGGAGUACGACGACACGUGGUACACUCAGACGGUGCCGUCAGAGAUGAACUGGGUCUGCGACGACAUGCACAUCGUCAGUGACGUCAUGUUCUAUCCACAGAACAUUGGAGCAGUCCUGGGACUGCUGUUAGGCUACAUGGGUGACAUGUACGGACGUCGCCCGCUGCAGUUGGCCUGCGUGGUGAUGCACGUCGUCAGCAGGUUGGCGAUGGUGUUCACUCCGUCACUGAUCGUGAUGUUCGUCGUGGCGGAGUCGCUGGUGGAUGGCGCUGUAGCCGUCAUGCUGGAGUCGGCGGUAUCUGUGGUUUCCUGCAGGUGGUUCCCCGAGUCGCCGCGCUGGCUGACGUGCAAAGGGCGCGAGGAGGAGGCGCUGGGCGUGCUGCGGCGGGUCGCGGCCACCAACGGCUCCAGCCUGCCGCCGUUCACCCUGCAGGUGCUGCACCGCGUGGCCAAGGCGAAGCGGGACCGCGUCGGCUACCUGGGCAUCUUCUCCAGCUGGAACCUCUUCAAGAACACCCUCCUGCUCGCCAUGGCCAGGUCCCUGUGCUGGAUGACGGUAUUAGCGCUGGUGCUGAGCGUGGGCAUCAUCAGCGUGAACCCGCUGGUGGCGGUGUCUGCUCAGGCCGUGGCGCAGGCGGCGUCUGUACUGCUGCAGCACUACUGUGGGAUCCACUUCGGGCGCCGGUGGUCCAGCGUCGCGUGUCUGGGGCUGGUCGGCCUCCUGGGUGCACUCUGUGUCGUACUGCUCACAGGCUACCUGCCAUCUCUUGUGAAUGAUGAGUGCUACAGUGAUUUACAACCAACUGAAGCAAAAACGCUACAGUUUUGUUUCAAUGGAAGAGUUGGUGUUCCGAGUGUCGCCAUGGCAGUGGUAAUGAUGGUCAUGCAGUUCUGGUCGUCGGCUGGUUCAGCUGUCAUCAACCUUCAGAGCAUCGAGUUGCACCCCACGUGUCUGCGACAGAUCACCGCCAGCGUAGAGUGCACGGUUGCUGGUGUUUGCAUGUCUCUUGUUCCGUACAUCGUCUUUCAGGGAGGCUCGGUGGACCGUAGGCUGCCGUUCGCCAUCUUGUCAGCGAUGCACCUGCUGGGAGCGCUGUCGGUGUCGUUCCUGCCGGAAACUGCGCUGCAGAGGCUGCCGGAGUCUCUGCAGGACGCCGCCGAGUUUGGCAGAGGGCGUCCCUACUGGAGCUGGAGACUCAUCGCCCCGCCGUCAUACGUUCAGGGACAAUAGGCGCCCUCAGUUGCGGUCCAGUCUCCCAUUUAGUCUCACAUGCUUAAAACUGAGGAACAACUUGUCUACU
Schistocerca cancellata (South American locust) is the source of this 1747-nucleotide messenger RNA. RefSeq names its product solute carrier family 22 member 7-like. The transcript has 10 exons. The coding region runs from base 1 to 1677 and encodes 558 amino acids. The record is from RefSeq and is a predicted model, not a curated record. NCBI's taxonomy places the organism in Eukaryota, Metazoa, Arthropoda, Insecta, Orthoptera, Acrididae.